Molecule: messenger RNA, 414 nt
Organism: Protopolystoma xenopodis
Lineage: Eukaryota; Metazoa; Platyhelminthes; Monogenea; Polystomatidea; Polystomatidae
Source: the annotation of a GenBank genome assembly
UUGUUCUGCAUUUUAGACGCUGAAUACAUUUCGCUUCACUUCGACGAGUGGAUUACUAUCUCCCCCACAAAUGAUGCCCCUAGUAAGAAAGCAAACGAGAUCUACAGCAUCGAGGCUCAAAUUCACCUUCUUCCCUCCUCGAAUGGGCGCGUGAUUGAACUGACUAAAAUGGCCUGGUCAAAACUUCCUGCAACCGCAAAUGCUGACACCAGCAUCGAGGAGGAUGAAGUCUGUCGUCAACUCGUAUUUCUCCAUAUUAUUACUGAUGGUAACCAGCUGCUGGUUGCCUCUUCCUCGGAUGAAACCUCAGCCAAAGAGCCUUUGCUGUCGAGACCUUCCCCUCCCGCCUGUCAUUCUUCGAGUAAGCGUACUGAGUCUGCCUGGAAUGAUACAGCUCAAGGUUAUAAUAGAUGA